AUACACAGCCACAACAGCAGGAGUGAUCUCACCUCCUCUCCACCCCUUCUAUCCUGUCGCCGCUGUCAGCCUCCACAGAAAAAGAGCGCAGAGCCGUCAGCAGCAGCAGCAGCGGCUGUGCAAAAAGAACACUUAGCGUUUUCACGGUGGAUAUUUCACCCCCUGAAAAAGCAAGAAAAAAAAAACAACAACAAGAGGACCACUACUGAGCGACAGAGGCGAGCAACCAUGGAAGAACUUACGGCAUUCGUGUCGAAGUCUUUCGAUCAGAAGAGCAAGGAGAGCAGCAAAGAGAGCAUCACGUACAGGGAAGUUUUGGAGAGCGGCUUAACGCGGGCGCGGGAGCUGGGCAGCCCGGAGACCAACCUGCAGGACAUUACGGACACCAACCACUGCCCCGUGCACCUCUACAAGGACCACGUGGAGCUGGAGAAGGAGAAACUGAAGGACUUUAAUGUUUCCAGGGCGACAGAAGGGAUAUACGAGUGCAAAGAGAAAAAAGAGGACGUGAAGUCCGAGGACGAGGACGCGCAGGGCAAACUGAAGCAGCGGCGGAGUCGCACUAACUUUACCCUGGAGCAGCUCAACGAGUUGGAGCGGCUCUUUGAUGAGACGCACUACCCGGACGCGUUCAUGAGAGAGGAGUUGAGUCAGAGACUGGGACUGUCUGAGGCCAGAGUGCAGGUUUGGUUCCAGAACAGAAGAGCGAAAUGUCGAAAACAAGAAAACCAAAUGCACAAAGGUGUGAUUCUGGGCAGCGGCAGUCACCUAGAUGCCUGCAGAGUGGCACCUUAUGUCAAUAUGGGCGCCCUGCGAAUGCCCUUUCAACAGGUUCAAGCACAGCUGCAGCUGGAGGGAGUUACCCAUUCCCACCCUCACCUGCACCCUCACCUGGCCGCCCACGCCCCCUACCUGAUGUUCCCGCCCCCUCCCUUCGGAUUACCAAUUGCGUCCCUAGCCGACUCGGCUUCUGCGGCGGCGGCAGUGGCAGCGGCCGCCAAGAGCAACAGCAAGAACUCCAGCAUCGCCGACCUGCGACUCAAGGCAAGAAAACACACCGAGGCUCUGGGACUCUGACCCCACCAGGCUGCCCCUCUGCUCGCCUGAUGCCCAUAAUCGCCUCUCACACAAGACUGGGCCUGUGAAACUGGGCCGUGACACUCACAGCUAAAACUAAACUAAACAAAAACACUGAGUGAGAAUGAAAGAGAGGAACACAUAGAGAGAGAAGGGGGAGAGGGAGUGUGUGUGGGAGAGGAGGAGGAAGGUGGGAGGGGAGGGAACAGUGGAGGAAGAAAAUAAAGCAGGAGGAGGAGGGAAAAUUGUCACAAAACCAGCUGCCAAAACAAACCACUUGUAGAGAACGGUAAUUAAAUACCAGUGAAAUCACCUUUUACUUUUCGCCCAACAGGCAGGACUUCUGCGGGGCCAGUGGCUCAGUCCACUCCAGGCACAGAUCACAUCCCAAGGACCGUACAAACACAUGUGGAUGUCUGUCUGAGGGCCAGGCCGGGGCCCCCCGUCAGACCAGAGGACGUUAGAACAAAGCAAACU
Molecule: messenger RNA, 1554 nt
Organism: Girardinichthys multiradiatus
Lineage: Eukaryota; Metazoa; Chordata; Actinopteri; Cyprinodontiformes; Goodeidae
Gene: shox
Product: short stature homeobox
Exons: 5
Coding region: 229-1077 (282 amino acids)
Biological process (GO): regulation of transcription by RNA polymerase II
Cellular component (GO): nucleus
Molecular function (GO): sequence-specific double-stranded DNA binding; DNA-binding transcription factor activity, RNA polymerase II-specific
Source: RefSeq, a predicted model, not a curated record